This is a messenger RNA of Aspergillus wentii DTO 134E9, 1050 nucleotides long. RefSeq names its product sterol desaturase family protein. The record is from RefSeq and is a predicted model, not a curated record. Lineage: Eukaryota; Fungi; Ascomycota; Eurotiomycetes; Eurotiales; Aspergillaceae. Gene Ontology annotation, molecular function: iron ion binding; C-4 methylsterol oxidase activity. Gene Ontology annotation, biological process: ergosterol biosynthetic process. The transcript has a single exon. Bases 1 to 1050 code for a protein of 349 amino acids.
AUGGCAAUUCCAGCACGUAACCCCAAAGACUCUAUGAAGUCGACAUGGCGGUCCUGGGAUCGAAAGUCGUGGAAUCGAGGCCAUUGGAUGCUGGAGAUCCUGAAUGUUCACCAUGUCGAAGAGGAUAAAGCUGUUCCCGUUCAUGAAAAGACAGACAAAGUCCCCUAUGCCAAAGAAUGGCACUUCCAUCGAUACGUCAUCGUCCAUGCUUUCCUACCACUUAUACUACACCAACUCUACGUCAACUACACUGCCUCGAACCUCUCGCCAUGGAUGGUCUUUCUGUUCUACCAUGUGGCGUUGACAUUCAACUCCGUCCAUGAAGUGCAUAUCCUUCGUCGCCUGGGUCACCUGCACGGCUUUUUGGACGGUGAUAAGCAUCCCCGGGAUGGUGUGCCCGACGUGGGCGUCUCAGAAACCGUCCAGUCUGUACUAUCCGUCAUGAUCUUCCGUCCGAUCAUGACUGUGCUCCUGGCAUAUCGGCCUGAGGAGGCACCCUCCUCUAUCCGGUGGGGAUGGCUCUUUUUCGAGACGGGGGUUUACGCCGUGGUGCUGGACUUUUGGUACUAUCUCUUCCAUCGAUCGAUGCACGAGACCGACAGCCUCUGGCAGUUCCAUCGCACGCACCACCUCACCAAACACCCCAACCCGCUGCUGACAGCGUAUGCCGACCGGGUGCAGGAGUUCUUCGAUAUCGUCGGGGUUCCCAUGAUGACCUACGGCACCAUGAAACUCAUGGGCUUCCCUCUGGGAUUCUAUGAAUGGUGGGUGUGUCAGGAAUAUAUCGUCUUCACUGAGAUCCUCGGCCAUAGUGGGCUGCGCAUCGCCGUCACUGCCAUAAAUCCAUGGACCUGGUUUCUCAGAUUGUUUGGGAUGGAGUUAAUGCUGGAGGACCACGAUCUACACCAUCGCCGGGGUUGGAAGUCGAGUUAUAACUAUGGGAAACAGACUCGCGUCUGGGAUCGCCUGUUUGGAACUUGCCUGUCUCGCAUUGAGACAACUGGGGAGAAUAUUGACUACGUCAACACUGCGGAUCUGCCGCUUUGGUGA